AGGCCUGUAAAUCAAAGUGGCCAAUACCACAUUGGAGGUGUUCCUGUUACACUCCCCCUCCCCCCACGCCACCCCACCUUUCUUUCUCCCUUCCAAUUCCUAUUUCCGAGAAAAUUAGAAAAGGGAAAAAAGAAAACCCUGCAUAUACAUAACUACAGAACUCUGACUCCAUUCUAACCCUAGGCCUAGAUUUUGAGUUUUCACUCGUUCGAUUUCUUGUAUCAAAUAAAUUUUUUUAUUCAAAUAUAUAGUUGGAUUUCUAUAUCCGCGACAGUGAUGGCGACAGCGAUUUCACAGCCGUCUGCCCAGGCAAUGCAGUCACCGACGGGCCAGCAGGCGGCGGCGACGCCGGGAGGGUUCGCGAAUGCGUCUCUGUACGUUGGGGAUCUGGACCCGACGAUUGGGGAAGGGCAGCUCUACGAUCUGUUCAACCAGGUGGCGCAAGUUGUGUCCGUUAGGGUUUGUAGGGAUCAGACCAAGCGAGCGUCUCUCGGCUACGCUUAUGUUAAUUACAACAAUGCACAAGAUGCUACUAAUGCCAUGGAGGUUCUUAACUUCGCCCUUAUCAAUGGGAAACCUAUCAGGGUUAUGUUUUCCCACCGAGAUCCUAGUAUUCGUAAAAGUGGAUUCGCCAAUGUAUUUAUCAAGAACUUGGACACAUCAAUAGAUAACAAAGCAUUGCAUGACACUUUUGCUGCCUUUGGGACUGUACUCUCUUGCAAGGUUGCUGUUGACAGCAAUGGCCAAUCGAAAGGGUAUGGAUUUGUGCAAUUUGAGCGUGAGGAGGCUGCACAAAAUGCAAUUGAACGGUUAAAUGGCAUGUUGUUAAAUGAUAAACAAGUUUAUGUUGGGUUUUUUGUUCGUCGUCAAGAAAGGAAUAGAGUAAACGGAUCACCAAAGUUUACUAAUGUAUAUGUGAAAAAUAUUUCUGAGGCAACUUCUGAUGAGGACCUUAAGACUGUAUUUGGCAAGUAUGGUCCCAUAACUAGUGCUGUUGUUAUGAAGGAUGCUAAUGGGAAGUCCAGAUGUUUUGGCUUCGUAAAUUUUCAGAGCCCAGAUGCUGCUGCUGCUGCAGUUGAGAAUUUGAAUGGGACCACUGUGAAUGAUGAUAAGGCUUGGUUUGUAGGGAAGGCGCAGAGAAAGGUAGAAAGGGAGGCAGAGUUGAAAGCCAAAUUUGAACAAGAAAGAAAUAGCAGAUUUGAAAAAUUGCAGGGUGCUAAUUUGUACAUGAAAAAUCUUGAUGAUAGCAUAAAUGAUGAAAAGCUAAAGGAAUUAUUUUCUGAGUUUGGAACUAUAAAAUCAUGCAAGGUCAUGCUUGAUGGGCAAGGACUGAGCAAGGGCUCUGGAUUUGUCGCCUUUUCUACCCCAGAGGAAGCUGCAAGAGCUUUGAAUGAUAUGAAUGGAAAGAUGAUUGGCCGGAAACCUCUUUAUGUUGCUGUGGCACAGCGCAAAGAAGAAAGGAAGGCUCGUUUGCAGGCACAGUUUGCUCAAAUCCGAGCACCUGGUGGAGUGGCUGCACCUUUGCCUUCAGGAAUGCCUGGAUUUCAUCCUGGUGCACCUAGGCUUGCUCCUCAGCAGCUCUAUUAUGGUCAAGGCACCCCAAGUCUCAUGCCCCCUCAGCCUGCAGGGUAUGGCUUCCAGCAGCAACUCUUGCCUGGAAUUCGCCCAGGUGUUGCCCCCAAUUUUAUUAUGCCAUACCAUCUUCAAAGGCAAGGACAACCUGGACAACGGAUGGGUGUUAGGAGAGGUGGAAAUGCCCAACAGACACAGCAGCAGCAGUUGAUGAACCGCAACUCCAAUCAAGGAUUCAGAUACAUGGCCAACUCACGAAAUGGUGUGGAUCCAUCUAUGGUUCCGCAAGGUCUCGUGGGUCCAAUGAUGCCAUUGCCGCUUGAUGUUUCUGGGAUGCCUGUGACUCCCAUGGAUGUCCAGCGACCGGGGCCAGUUCCUAUGUCAACUCUUGCAUCUGCCUUAGCUUCUGCCACGCCCGAGAAUCAGCGUGUGAUGCUGGGCGAGCAGUUGUUUCCCCUUGUGGAGCGUCUUGAGCGCGAUUAUGCUGGGAAGGUGACUGGGAUGUUGCUGGAAAUGGACCAGACGGAGGUACUCCAUCUCAUCGAGUCUCCAGAUGCUCUGAAGAAGAAAGUGGGCGAGGCUAUGGAUGUCCUUCGUUUAGCUGCUUCAUCAGGAUCUGAUGUUACUAAUCAGAUUGGUUCUUUAUCUCUGAAUGAAUGAAGCUAAUCCAAUUUUUGUGGGUGCAUACAUUCGAUCAAUAUGUGCACCUGUGAGCCCAUUUUUUGUAAAGCUUGAUGAGCCGUCAAUUUUGAGAUUUUUUCCAAGAAAAGGGGAAAAAGCUCUAAGAUCUAUUUUGUUAUUUUUAGGGUUUAUUAUGUGGCAAACUUGAUUGCUAGCUAAAAUUCUUUUGGGGUUGCGACUUGGUGUGGAGUGUGGAGAAAGUGAGGGGCACGGUUUUAUAGGGCAUGUUGACAUUUUGGUUUUUAUAGGGUAUGUUGAGUUAGGAUGUUUUUGGUAGGCCCAAUUUCUCUUUAUAUAUUAGUUCCCAUUGUUGGACUUUGA
This is a messenger RNA of Malania oleifera, 2574 nucleotides long. Its product is annotated as polyadenylate-binding protein 3. The record is from RefSeq and is a predicted model, not a curated record. NCBI's taxonomy places the organism in Eukaryota, Viridiplantae, Streptophyta, Magnoliopsida, Santalales, Ximeniaceae. The transcript has 7 exons. Gene Ontology annotation, cellular component: ribonucleoprotein complex; cytosol; nucleus. Gene Ontology annotation, molecular function: poly(U) RNA binding; poly(A) binding; mRNA 3'-UTR binding. The coding region runs from base 277 to 2232 and encodes 651 amino acids.